This is a messenger RNA of Cololabis saira (Pacific saury), 959 nucleotides long. It is a transcript of the gene gfer, whose product is annotated as growth factor, augmenter of liver regeneration (ERV1 homolog, S. cerevisiae). Gene Ontology annotation, biological process: liver development. The transcript has 3 exons. Gene Ontology annotation, cellular component: mitochondrion. Lineage: Eukaryota; Metazoa; Chordata; Actinopteri; Beloniformes; Belonidae. The record is from RefSeq and is a predicted model, not a curated record. Gene Ontology annotation, molecular function: flavin adenine dinucleotide binding; flavin-dependent sulfhydryl oxidase activity. Bases 152 to 745 code for a protein of 197 amino acids.
UUCAGGCUUCAGUGUGCUUACUAAACCGGCACAGACUGGACGAUAGGGUCACAUUGGACUAGAAUAACGUGUUCCCUCACAGCCAGCUUGGUUUCUUCAAGCAGACAUCCCUCGUGUUUAGACAUCGCCGGGUGUUGACUAAUAUUGUACGAUGCGGACGAACAUGGCUGCGCCCUCUGGACCCGGAGGACCAUCGGUCUCUAACCCUCCUGGAUUUCAAGGCUUUCCUUUCCCCGGCAAACCACCGGAGGACAGCCCUGGGAAAGAGCAGGAGCAGUCGGUGGCUGGGAAAAAGAAGCCAUGUAGAGCUUGUACGGACUUUAAAUCGUGGAUGAAAGUGCAGAGCCAGCAGGCGACAGGUGUUUCACAGGAAAGCAGCGCUGCAGAGACAGAGCAACGGGACCCACAGUGUCCACUGGACAGGGAGGACCUGGGGAGGAACUCUUGGUCCGUUUUGCACACCAUGGCGGCGUAUUACCCGGACCAGCCAUCCUCCACCCAGCAGCAAGAGAUGGGACAGUUUAUUAACCUUUUCUCCAAGUUCUUCCCCUGUGAGGAAUGUGCAGAAGAUCUCAGGACCAGAUUGAAAACCAAUCAGCCGGACACCAAAAGCCGCCACUCUCUUUCUCAGUGGCUCUGUCGGCUUCAUAAUGGCGUUAACGUCCGACUGGGAAAGCCAGAAUUUGACUGCUCCCGUGUGGAUGAGAGGUGGAAAGACGGAUGGAAAGAUGGCUCUUGUGACUGAGUGAACUGAAAGAUGAAGGGAUGAGGCUGCAGCCUCGGAGGGAAAAAUCAUUCUUUCAAAGCAAGAUUGAGCUCACUCAGUCGUCUUUGUGAGAAACUGUGUGAAGAAAUGUUAACGACACUGUGUGAAGAAACGUUAACGACACAUCCAAAGUGUUUUUUUUUCUGUGUUGUGGAAAGAUGACAUCACUAAUGUGAUGAAAUAAAUUGAAAGA